UUGAAUACAAUGAUCAGCUUUCUUACGUUGAUUUUUCAGCUAACGAUAUGAAUGGGUCGCCUAGUUCAUUAUUAAGCGCUACGCGAGUAUUAGAGUUUUUAAAUUUAGAAAGAUGUCUUCUUAAAACAGUACCAAUAUUUGCAACUGCUAGCAAUCUUUUGACAAUGAAAUAUUUAAUACUGUCUAAAAAUGAAAUAAGUAAACUUGAUUAUCACGCCACUUUUAUAAAUUUAAGAAAUUUAGAAACACUAAAUUUGGCUGAAAAUGUCUUGGAACAAAUAAGUGAGGAUGUUUUCAAGCCAUUAAGAAAAUUAAAAGUUUUGGUACUCAGAGGCAACAAGAUAACUCAUCUCCCAGAAAAUCUAUUUCAGAAUAUGAAAAGUUUAGCGAAUAUUGAUUUAUCUCAUAAUUUGAUUGGAUCAGUUCCUGUAAAUGCUUUUCGAGGUUAUCACAACAUGGAAUAUCACGUCAAGUAACACAAAUAAUUUUAUUAUAAUUAAUCGUUUAGUGCACUGUUAAACUGUUAAUUGUUUUUGCUGCUU
Melitaea cinxia (Glanville fritillary) is the source of this 542-nucleotide messenger RNA. Its product is annotated as leucine-rich repeat-containing protein 70-like. The transcript has 2 exons. Bases 48 to 476 code for a protein of 142 amino acids. The record is from RefSeq and is a predicted model, not a curated record. NCBI's taxonomy places the organism in Eukaryota, Metazoa, Arthropoda, Insecta, Lepidoptera, Nymphalidae. Gene Ontology annotation, molecular function: protein binding.